AAAAGACACUUGCAUUUGGUGUUUCCAGUCGAAAGCAACUUGCAGUUGAAAUGAAAGUACUGAUCACGUUCUUCUUUCUGGGCGCCUGCCUCUGUGGCAUCCAAGCGGAGGAGAGUAUCGCUGACCUCUUGAAGGACAAUGCGAAGGGCGUACAGGCAGCCAAUGUGCUCCUGACCCGGAUUGCCCAAGUAAGCGAGCAGACUCAGGUCGGUUUGGCGGAGCAAAAGGAGGCACUAAAGGCCCUGACACUCGUGGAGAAGCUGCUAGCCAAGUUGACUGUCGUUCUGGAGGUUGGCUCCAAUAAUCUGGUGGCCACCCUUGAGAACCUCUCCAGACAGGGCGAGGAAUACGGCAAUCGAACGGAGACAGAACUCCUGGAACUGGUCCGCCUGCAGGAGGGCACCAAGGAGGUACUCAAUGUGCUCGAGGCCAAGAUGGAUGCCUAUCAGAGGCACGUGCUCCACAGUUCCCGCAACAUUGACAACAGCAUCGACGGACUGGCCAAACUUAUUACUAGGACGGUGUUGCCACAAUUGAAUGGGCUGAAGUGCACCUUCGACAGCUUGGAGACCUCCCAAAUCAACGUGGAGGUGGAGCUGAAGAACUUGGCCGGAGUCAAGGAGCUCAGCGAGAACUCCAACCUCAAGCUGAACGUGCUGGAGCAUCAAUUGAAGCAGCUGAAUCGCACUCAGGAGCAGCGCCUGGACAUCCUAAUCGAUGCAGUCAAGCAUUUGCAGCCACACAGCUCCUGGAAAGUGGAGGCUGUUCUCCGCGAACUGAUCAUCUCGCAGAAACGCAUCGAACUGGGCCUGGAAGAGUGCAGCCGACAACAACCCCAUCCGCAAUAUGGCCAUCACGACGAGUCCUAUCUGCCCACCUACGGAGCUGAGGUCCCAGAGCCGCAGCAUGCUCAUCCCAAGCCCAAGCAAGUGGAUCUGGAACAGGUGUGGAGCAUCAAGGAGGAGCCCAAGCACGGAGAACAUUCUGGAAACCACAAAGCUGCCGCCUAUGCCCAGUCCCCCGAGCCAAAGAAGAACUAUAAGAGCUCCAGCGCCGUGUCCUGGCGGCAGUCGGUGCCCUGGGAGUACGGCUCACCAUACCAGUCCGCUCCAGUUCACCACCACCAGCCAUGGAACCCAACUCCUGCCCACGGUCCCACCUCUUUUGACAAGCCCAAGCCUUGUCCCAAGAAAGAGCACCCUACUCCGGCAUCCUAUGUUCCUUUGCCCCAUGACCAGCCUGAGUCCUACAAGCUUCCUGUGGAUUACAGUCCCAAACCCAACCACGAGCAACCCCAUAAGCCCCACCACGAACCACAGUCUUACAAUGAAGAAAUCUACAAGCCACAGCCCAUCCAGCCCGGAGAAUCCUUCAGGAUUUGGUAUGGAGACAGUUCUCUCCCCCAAGGAUACUAAAGAAAGAUUUAACUAGGACUACCAAUGUUACCGAUUCCGAUACAACUUUUCAAAGCAUUUAACAAACUCAUUUUUUUUAAAUUCAGAUUUUAUACAAUUUUUAUGUUUUAUCAAUAAAUAAAAAAGCAAAGGAAA
Molecule: messenger RNA, 1550 nt
Organism: Drosophila simulans
Lineage: Eukaryota; Metazoa; Arthropoda; Insecta; Diptera; Drosophilidae
Exons: 2
Coding region: 51-1415 (454 amino acids)
Source: RefSeq, a predicted model, not a curated record